GAUUGUUGAAUGCUUAAGAAAACUAAAAACAACAUGGGUAGAAGGGAAAUACAAAUUGGUACAAUUAAAACAGGAAAAUUAUAAAAAUCCAAGGCGGUUGUUAAAAUUCCAGCCAUGUUAAAUGUCUGCAGUAUGCAAUAAAAAUUCGUGCAAGGAGACUACAAAAAUUUUUUUUUUUAUCAAAAUUUAAAUAUACUAGUUCAUUGGAAUAAUAUAACUAAAAAUGGAUUGGAACUGUUAUUCAUCAAACUGUGGACAACUAAAGGCAUAUGUAGCUAUUCAUUUCCUGUAAUUGAAGCAUAAGAUUUGUUUACUGAAAGUAUCUUUGUAUUCCAUGCGACCUCAUCCUUCAUCAGUGUGCAUUUAUUUAUAUUUAUGCAUGGUUGAUUUGGAUAUAUAGUAAUGGUCUUGGUGUGCAACGAGUGGCAACGAGACCAGACGCCAAGCACAUCAUCACCGAUACCAGGAUCAGGAGCAGUCGGAUCAACAGAAUUAAACAGAACAGGCACAGCCGACACGGCCACGGAAUUACCUCAGACGACCAGGUAUCUAUCCGGGGAAGGACAAGAACCGACUGGGAAGGCUCAUUACGCUUUAAAUAUGGAAACUGACAACAAAAAAGUGGAGCAGGACAAAUUUUUUCAUUUAAUGGAAAUAAACGAACUUGAUAUGGCUGAUAGUAUUAACGAUACGGUAGCUGAGAAGCAGGAAAAUAACAAUAUGGACGGUUGUGAUUCCAACACAGAAUGUAUUGACCGACGUCCGGAUGAAGUUUCCCAGCACGCUAUAAAUAUGGCAAUGAACUCUGUGCUGAAUGCAAAUAACACCGGGGUUGGAGCUCGUGUAACUACUGCCUGCAGUCUGUUCAGCCCACUAGGGCUACUAAACAAUAGUGCAUUACAAAGGGAUGUGGCAACGGAAUGCGGCACUUUACAGGUCGCUUCUGUACCCACAACUUCUACCGUAGAUCUAGACAUAGGAUCGGAAUCUGCCCCAACGGCAUGUAUGGAUGCUGCAAAAAUCGUAUUACAUUGCGAAGCAAAGUCUCAUAAGUUUGAGACAAGGUCUAUAUUUUUGCCGCCGAAUCAGGAUUGCAAGGUGGGUCGCCUUAUAGCUAAAAGCAAAGCGGGUGAGGGAAACGCUAUAUUUGACUGCAAAGUGUUGUCAAGAAACCAUGCGAUUCUGUGGUACACUCCAGAUGGUAAGUUCUGGGUCAAGGACACAAAAUCUAGCAACGGUACCUUUAUUAACGACAACAAGUUGGGCAGUGAUCCAGCGGAACUACAUUAUGGCGAUAUCGUUAAGUUCGGCGUUGAGGUAAUUGAGAAUUCACGCCAGGAGGUGCACGGCUGUAUCCUAGCCCGUGUUGCUCUGUUUCUACCCAAUGGUCAAGAGGCCAUUUCAAUCAAGGCAGACCAGAUGCUGUUGACGGUGCCUAACCGAAUCAGCUUUGACGAAGUGCAGCGCCUUAACGCCUUCCUCCAAGAAGCAGCACAAAGGGAAAAGUCUCUGAAAGCUAAAUUAAGCAGCUUGCAAGGCGUCCUUGAUACUACCAGAAAGAACUCUGCGAUGUGUUGGCAAAGCAUGAUAACUGAAGACCAAUUGCUGCACAAAAUAAAUUUUCUCGAAAAGAAACUACAGAUGAUGGAAAAGAACAUUCCAGAGAAUGCACUUCGAAACGAGAUUGUAAAGCUUCUUGAGGAUAAAACAACGUACCAGUUAACUGCCAAAGAGGCCCUGCGCAAGGUCUAUCAGGAACGCUGCGAUGCUAUGCAAAUGCUCUCUAAGAUGGAGAUGGCCUACGCCACUUCUGAAAACGAGUGCGACAUACUUCGCGCUCAAGUUCUAGCACUAAAACAGACACUGAAUGACUUUAAUUCUCGGUUAGAGGAACUUCAGCAAGAGUACAUGGAAUUCAAAAAGGAGUCCGUGCGCCAAGAACAAGACGCUAAGGAACAAGAAUCACUCAGUUUGGAGUUGCUAAAUGGGAAGCUAACGACGCAAGAGCGCGAGCUUAAGGAGCUUCGUCUACAGGCGUCGCGAAUCCAUCAUGUUAUAUCCGAGCCUGAUACUGAAAAUUUGAAGGAGCAAAUUGUUUCAAAGCACUUAGAUACAAUAAAUCUUGACGAUAACGAUUAUGCUCAAGGUAAUAAACGUUUAGACAAUUAUAUAUUGUCUGUGUCACAAGGUAAAGAUAUGUUAGACAUUGAUCACCAGACAGCAGAUUCCGUAUCACAAGAGAAGAAGUUGAAACUAAGUAAUCCCGAUUUACAACAGGUCAGUUUAAAAUCAAGCGUUUUAAAAUUGCUAAAAAACUCUGAUCUGGGCAAGGGCGAAGAAGGCUCUUCAGUGCUUAAAGCUAUUUUUAAUGGUGACGAUGGAGGCUUUGAAUGCAAAGUUAAUGAGGAUAUGGCAAAAGUUUCAGUUGCAACAGAGUUCGUUAGCAAAAAUACAUCUGAAAUCGUGAAUUACCCUAACAACUAUUCUUCAAGCACACAUACAAUUUUAAAAGAUUCGGCUGCAGAGAUUUAUCCAGAACUUGAUUUGGAAAGUAAGAAAGAGCUUGUAGGCGUUGAGGAAAAUCUUAAUAUUCAAAAUGCAUUGCCGACUGAGCAGGCUAUCGAUAUGUUACAUGAGGAAUGCGAAACCUACAAGAAAAAAACAGUCGAUUUAACAAGUGAAAUACACUUCCUGGAGGCGGAGAUCGAGCUAUUAAAGAAGCAACUUGGAAAAGACGUGGAUCACAAUUUUAAAGCAACCCUGCAGAAAAUCGGAGAGGAAAACAGUUUACCGCGUGAGACUUUAGAGCUAAUUGAUAAUGGAGAUAUCCCAGAAGAUGUUUGGAACGAGGACAUAGAAACCAUUAAUAAUCCAAAAGUAGACAACGAAGAAGAACUAAUUGUUUACAAGGAACUUCUUGAACAUACGGAGCUUGACAACAUGCAGCUUCGUAAAGAAAUCUCGGAGCUGCAAUUCAAGCAAAAACACAUCCCGUUGUUUAGUAAACAAGAGAUACUAAGUCGCUUUCUACCUCUUGGUUGUAUUAUCAUCGGUCUGUUCAUAUAUUUUCUUUCCAGUCGAAUUUAACCGCUGUCAUAGCUAAUGAAUUAAAAUCUCUUAUUUACACACUAUUGUUCUACACUGGGAAGACAGUACAUUCUGUUAAUGCUUGCGUUAUCGUCAAGCUUUAUUAAAUUUUUAUUUGCUUUUGUUUUUAAAAUCACUUCAAGCUCAAAAUUUAAGUCGUAAUGAUGAAAUAAUAAACCAGAGAAAAAAUUAUAUUUAA
Molecule: messenger RNA, 3286 nt
Organism: Drosophila erecta
Lineage: Eukaryota; Metazoa; Arthropoda; Insecta; Diptera; Drosophilidae
Gene: Slmap
Product: sarcolemmal membrane-associated protein
Exons: 5
Coding region: 403-3087 (894 amino acids)
Molecular function (GO): protein binding
Source: RefSeq, a predicted model, not a curated record